ACGGGGUUUCUAUCGCUCUGCAACAUGUUUCAUGUUGGACAGGGAAUGCAUGGCCUCAUCAAAGCAGUCAGCCUUGUACGUCCAAGCCCCUUCUUUCGCGCAGCCUUCCCUGCAGCAAAUCCUCCCGCAGUGGAAAUUGCGCGGCCUCUGCUCUCGCUGCGCGCCACUAUCGUGAGAACGUUUGUUUUUCCUGUCUUCGAGCCCUGGCGCGUACAGAGAAACAUCAUAAACACGACAUCGCUCGACACGAACUGCCAUUGAAUCGAUCGUCAAAGCACAAUGCGAUCCUGACACCCUGAAAAUUACGAUGCUUCCUCCCACUCUUCAGAUUCUGGCUGUGGGCCUCUUGGCCCAGUUCGCUGCUGCUACAGCGACUCCGACCUGCGUCUCAUCGUCUGAAGGCUAUCAAGUGGGACAAGUUGACUAUCUAUUCAAUGCUUUUUGCAAUCAACUGUCAGGCGACGGUUUUACGACACAGCAGCAAAUAUAUGGCAUGCCCGUGAUCUCUUUUGACUUCACAUCUGCGAGCAGCUCAGAUACUUGCAACCUUGACAAUUGUCUUGCCAGUUACCAGUCCUUGGUGCAGUCGUGUCAAUUGCCCAAUUCAACGAUAUGGGGUACUGGAAGUCUAGAUUCGGGAUGCGGAACCUACAACUUCACGAUUUGGAACACUGCUGAGAACCCCGUUACACUGGGUACACCUACGACAACGAUUCAAGGAUCUACUUUGACUACAGCGCCAUUGAUUACAUUGACGUCUUCGUCAACGACUUCGACCACGUCUGUCUCUUUGACGUCUUCGCUCUCAUCACCGACAUCGAGUUCGGCUAGUGUGAUUGCUAGCUCUACGUCUUUAGCAGCAAUCUUCUACUCAAAUGGCACAUCGACGGCUUCUGGGGCAGCGAGUGGAAGUGGAGCAAUCGUGAGCACGGGAUCGGUAACAGCAGUAGCGACUGCGGCAUCUACGACGAAACCGGCUGUAGGCAACACGGCUUUGGGGACAAGCGGUGCGGAUAUCUUGAGAGCUAGCGGAUAUUCGUUAAUGGUGGUGGCGUGUGUGUUUGGUUUGUGGUUGUAAGAAUUUUGGUAUGAAAUCAUUGGGGUGGAAGACGAUGUUUGAAAGAUACCCUAUAUUAAUAUAUAAUUUCAAGCCAAAGGUGUUGAGACUUAUAGGUGUUUGUAGCAUUGAAUUCAAAGUACC
Messenger RNA from Mollisia scopiformis, 1201 nucleotides. RefSeq lists its product as uncharacterized. The transcript has 2 exons. NCBI's taxonomy places the organism in Eukaryota, Fungi, Ascomycota, Leotiomycetes, Helotiales, Mollisiaceae. Bases 308 to 1078 code for a protein of 256 amino acids. The record is from RefSeq and is a predicted model, not a curated record.